Messenger RNA from Lodderomyces pseudojiufengensis, 1674 nucleotides. RefSeq names its product polynucleotide adenylyltransferase (gene PAP1). Lineage: Eukaryota; Fungi; Ascomycota; Pichiomycetes; Serinales; Debaryomycetaceae. The record is from RefSeq and is a predicted model, not a curated record. The transcript has a single exon. Gene Ontology annotation, cellular component: nucleus. Gene Ontology annotation, molecular function: RNA binding; poly(A) RNA polymerase activity. Bases 1 to 1674 code for a protein of 557 amino acids.
AUGAUCUCUACUAUGAACAACCAAACAUAUGGGGUCACACCACCCAUAUCACUAUCCAAUCCAACGGCAAAAGAAAAUGAAUUAAACGAUUUAUUGAUUAAAGAAUUGAAAGCAAGAAAGUCUUUUGAAAGUGAAGCUGCCACCAGAAAAAGAGUUGAAGUUUUGAACAUACUCCAAAAAUUAACAGAAGAUUUCGUGUAUAAAGUCUCGAUGCUGAAGAAUAUGUCAGAGGGAAUGGCGAAAGACGCAGGUGGAAAAUUGUUCACAUUUGGAUCAUAUAGAUUGGGGGUUUAUGGACCAUCGUCAGAUAUCGAUGCUCUUGUGGUCUUACCCCGUCAUAUCACCAGAGAGGAUUUCUUCACAGUUUUUGAACAAUUGCUUAGAGAAAGAUCAGAAUUAGAGGAAAUAAAUAGUGUUCAGGAAGCUUUUGUGCCCAUAAUUAAACUAGAGUUUGCAGGAAUAUCAAUUGAUUUAAUAUUUGCAAGACUAGACAUUCCAAGAGUUCCACGAGAUUUAACAUUAACGGAUAAAAACCUUCUUAAGAAUAUCGAUGAAAAGGAUUUAAGGGCUUUGAAUGGAACUAGAGUUACAGAUGAAAUUCUAACAUUGGUCCCAAAACCUACGGUUUUCAAACAUGCAUUACGUUUUAUAAAAUUAUGGGCGCAGCAAAGAGCUAUAUAUGCGAACGUAUAUGGAUUUCCAGGUGGUGUAGCAUGGGCGAUGUUGGUAGCAAGAAUAUGCCAAUUAUAUCCCAAUGCUGUAAGUGCUGUUAUAGUGGAAAAAUUUUUUCAAAUAUAUUCAAAAUGGAGCUGGCCCCAACCCGUUCUUUUGAAACAAAUUGAAGAUGGUCCCCUACAAGUCAGAGUUUGGAAUCCAAGGCUAUAUCCUAUGGACAGGCAACACAAAAUGCCAGUGAUAACUCCUGCGUAUCCUUCUAUGUGUGCUACUCAUAACAUAACCAAUUCAACGCAAAAGAUCAUUUUAAGCGAAUUCAACAGGGGGGUAGAUAUUAUGAAUGGUAUUUUGUCAGGGUCAAAAAGCUGGUCGGAUUUAUUGGAAAGACACGAUUUUUUUCAUAGAUACAAAUUUUACCUAUGUGUUGUAGCCGGAACCAAGUCAAACUAUGAGGAGCAUCUCAGAUACAGCGGAAUGGUGGAAAGUAAAGUUAGGCUACUAGUACAGAAAUUGGAAGCUGUGGAAGGUGUUGAGCUAGCUCAUCCCUAUGUCAAGUCUUUUGAAAAUGGCUACAUUUGCAAGUCUGAAGAUGAAGCUCUGAUGGUCUUGAAUAAUUAUGGAACUAUUGCAGCUGACGAAAUAGUUAAAUCACUAACGUCGACAAAAGACGAAAAACAACUUAAAGAAGGGGAAAUAGAAUUGAACCUCACCAAGCUAUAUAUUGGGCUCAAGAUACAUCUUCUGAAAGACGGGGACAAAAAGCUAGAUAUUCAACAUCCUUGCGCAGAUUUUUUCAGUAUUUGUAAAAGCUGGUCGGACUUUGAUGCAUCAAAACAUUUCCUUCAAAUAAGAAAUGUAAAACUUUACGAUCUAGCCGCCGAUGUUUACGUUGAAGGUGAGAAGAGACCUGCAAAAGCUGCCAAGAGAAAACGGGCAGUCUCAAAAACAGAAGCAACUAAGAAAGCCAAAAGUGUUGAGACUAUAGCUUCAGCAGGUUGA